AUGCCGGAAGGAGGCCAGACCCUGGUCUACAGCACCGUUGGAGACCAUGAAAUUAAGUUGGAUUAUUACCUACCCCCGAAAGCGAAUGGGACCUUGCCCAUUGUCAUUUACUAUCACGGUGGCGGCAUGACGGCUGGUUCUCGGCGGGACGGCCAGUUCCCACGCUGGUUAUACGAUCAUUGCCAAGGGAAGGGCUACAUCUUCGUCUCGGCGGACUAUCGGCUAUGCCAUCCAUGCACAGCGCUGGACCAGAUCGACGAUGCAAAGAGUCUCUUCAAAUUCCUCACAGGCGAGGAUUUCGCAAAGGCACUCCCAGGCUCAGUCUCAAUCGACACUGCUCGCAUAGUCGUGACCGGCUUCUCUGCUGGCGCAUACUCUGCUCGUGCAGCUUGCGUAUAUUCAGAGCCGAAACCAGCUGCUCUUCUAACGGGCUUUGGCACUGGUGGUAAUUGGCUGCUGGAUCACUGGACACAAGCCCGACCUCCGACAACGAUCGCCAAGUUUGUCGACCUUGACAGGGUUCCCAAGAUCCUUGCGGACAAUACGGUAAUUAGUGAUGACUUUGUGGAAGGAAAGGCGAGCACAGGUCGUUUUGCACUCACCGUUCGCUGGGAGUUGGACGGGACCUUUCUUGAUGGCUCCUUGGGCCGACCUGGCUUGGGUGCCCAGCUCGACGUUCUGGACUAUUCGCAAAGAGCCACGGCACUUCCCGAAGACCUCAAACCAGCUUUUGUUCAACUCUUUGUGACAAAAGACUACCCGCCGUCUGUUUUUGUUCAUGGUACCGCCGAUGAGGUGGUGCUUCCGCAGGAAAGUGUGGAUCACUACGAGCAACUAAAGGAGCUGGGUGUGAAGACAGAGUUGUACCUCGUGAAGGAUGGGCCUCACGGCCUUUACAAAUUUGGCUCUGGACCGUGGGAGGGUUCAGUUGAGGCCUACGAAAAGGCCCUGGAAUUUGUUGAUGAAGUAUUAAAGAGCGUGGAGUGA
Ilyonectria robusta is the source of this 987-nucleotide messenger RNA. Its product is annotated as Alpha/Beta hydrolase protein. The record is from RefSeq and is a predicted model, not a curated record. Lineage: Eukaryota; Fungi; Ascomycota; Sordariomycetes; Hypocreales; Nectriaceae. Gene Ontology annotation, molecular function: serine-type peptidase activity. Gene Ontology annotation, biological process: proteolysis. The transcript is spliced from 2 exons. Bases 1 to 987 code for a protein of 328 amino acids.